This is a messenger RNA of Podospora bellae-mahoneyi, 660 nucleotides long. RefSeq lists its product as uncharacterized. The transcript has 2 exons. The record is from RefSeq and is a predicted model, not a curated record. Bases 1 to 660 code for a protein of 219 amino acids. NCBI's taxonomy places the organism in Eukaryota, Fungi, Ascomycota, Sordariomycetes, Sordariales, Podosporaceae.
AUGUCUGACACUGAAAUCUCCGACACUAAUAUGUCCGACUCUGGCAGCGACAACCUUGAGAGUCUCCUGAGAGACAUCCGAGAAGAGGAUGCAGUGUUAAACGAGAACAGAGUCCUGUUCAAAAAGGACAAAGCCGAGUUUGAGAACGAGAAGGCUAAAUUCGAACAGGAGAAGGCCAAAUUGGCGGAGGAGAAGGCCAAGUUGGAGGAGGAGAAGGCCAAGUUGGAGCAGGAUAAGGCUGGAUCCUCGUCUGAGGCCCAACGCGACAAUACCCGUCUCGAGGUGCUUGAACACUUGACGGGUGCCAAGUGCUAUGUAUGUGGCCAAGCCCCUGACGAAGCGAUGAACAUCGAACUCGCGAUCUUCGUGCUAGAAAACGCCCUUCGUAGUGGAGGCGACAGGAUGGGCCGCUUUCAUCAUUUUAGACUCAAUGCCGAAGAGGAUGAGCCGUUAUGCUUGUAUGGGGUUAUGGAGCUUGGGCACGAACACCCGCAAGUCGCCCGCCAACUUUGCUGUUGUCCACAGGAUAUAUACCCAUACAGCCUCAAGCGUACUGUUUGCGGUUUGCAAGUCACGCCGUUGACACAUGGAGAGUUUGCAUUUAUUUUCGACGCGGCAGUUUAUCCUGGCAUUGGAGUCUAUCGGAGGAAUUGCUACUGA